Photinus pyralis (common eastern firefly) is the source of this 1232-nucleotide messenger RNA. RefSeq names its product p21-activated protein kinase-interacting protein 1-like. The record is from RefSeq and is a predicted model, not a curated record. NCBI's taxonomy places the organism in Eukaryota, Metazoa, Arthropoda, Insecta, Coleoptera, Lampyridae. Gene Ontology annotation, molecular function: protein binding. The coding region runs from base 110 to 1174 and encodes 354 amino acids. The transcript is spliced from 2 exons.
GCACAAUGUGGCAACAACGCAGUGUCAAAUGUCUAUUAAUUUUGUUGGUUUCUAACCUCAAAAUUCUCUUUUACCUCACGUUUUCGUUUUUAAACCAUUUAUGUGAAGAAUGACGAUGAAUGAAGCUACCAGCUCAGUAGAAGUCAUACUAGGCACUUAUGAAGAGUAUUUAUUGGGAUACAGAUGUUCUCUGAAGAAUGAAAGUACUCAGCAAACCUUUGCAACUCACAGUCACUGUGCCAGCAUUAGAAGUAUUUGCACAUCCGGACGAUAUCUAGCAUCAGGCGGAGCCGACGAUCGCAUCGUCAUAUACGAUCUUCAACAUCGCACAGAAAAACAUCCCUUAACGCACCACAGUGCGACAGUUAACUGCUUAGCGUUCACGCCCGAGCACACACACUUACUUAGCGGCUGCAAUAACGGCGUGUUGGCAAUUGUACGAGUCGGCAGCUGGCAGUUGGAGAAAGUGUGGGAAAAGGCGCACAAGGGCUCUCCUAUUUUAGACAUUGCGGUCCAUCCAAGUGGAAAACUAGCUCUAACAUUAGGCGGAAAUCAUACGUUAUGCACGUGGAAUCUCGUUAAAGGCAGACAGGCGUACGUCAUCAAUUUAACUACGAAAAGUAAAGAUCCCAAAAGCGUAGAUCGUAUUACUUGGGCACCUUGCGGGGUGCGGUUUCUGUUGUCGGGAGGUCGAUAUACAGAAGUGUGGAGCAUCGAGAAGGGGGGCGUGUUGAACACGAUCGAGCAUGAUUGUAAGGUUAUUUGCGCAUUGUGGCUCGAAAAUGAAGUCUUCUUGGUGGGCUAUGAGAAUGGGAAAAUCGCCACAGUUAACUCGGAAACGGGGGAAGUAAAUGUGCGCGAGGCUCAUACAACUCGUGUCAAAUGUAUGGCACAAAUUGGAGACCUCGUUGUAACAGCGGCAAGUAAAGGUGAUUUCAAGAUAUGGAAUGACGACUUCAAAAUGGUAUCGGAAGUUAAUACUGGUUGCAGAAUUACAAGUCUUUGCGCUAUAACAGUUGAAGAUGACGGUGAGUCUGUGUCAGAAUCAGAGUCGGAAACAUCAGAAGUUAUAGUCGCGCCUGUUCAAGUGGCACGAGGGAAAGUAACAGUUGAACAUGAUUCAGAUACUGAAGAAGUACCAAAGAAGAAAAAAAAGAAGAAAUCUAAAAAUUAAUAUCGUAUCUGUAAUUAAAUUGUUAACAUUAUCUUAAUUAUAUACACAUUUUUUUAAA